AGAGCUCGAGCGGCUGCAGAAGGAGGAGGAGGAGCGGAAGCGCCGGCUGCAGCUCUACGUCUUCGUGAUGCGCUGCAUCGCCUACCCCUUCAACGCCAAGCAGCCCACCGACAUGGCCCGCCGGCAGCAGAAGAUAAGCAAGCAGCAGCUCCAGAUAGUCAAGGAUCGAUUCCAAGCAUUUCUCAAUGGAGAAACGCAGAUUGUGGCGGAUGAAGCUUUUAUUAAUGCAGUCCAAAGUUAUUUCGAGGUGUUUCUGAAAAGUGAUCGUGUGGCCCGGAUGGUGCAGAGCGGGGGUUGCUCUGCAAAUGACUCUCGAGAAGUUUUCAAGAAGCACAUUGAGAAGAGGGUGCGCAGCCUGCCCGAGAUCGACGGCCUCAGCAAGGAAACGGUUCUCAGCUCUUGGAUGGCAAAAUUCGAUGCUAUUUACCGUGGCGAAGAGGAUCCACGCAAACAGCAGGCCAGGAUGACUGCCAGUGCUGCCUCGGAGCUGAUCCUCAGCAAGGAACAGCUGUACGAAAUGUUCCAGAACAUCUUGGGAAUCAAGAAAUUUGAGCAUCAGCUGCUGUACAAUGCGUGUCAGCUGGAUAAUCCAGAUGAGCAAGCUGCGCAGAUCAGACGAGAGUUAGACGGACGCCUUCAAAUGGCAGAUCAAAUUGCCAAGGAGCGUAAAUUUCCGAAAUUUGUAUCCAAAGAAAUGGAAAACAUGUUUAUCGAGGAGCUGAAGUCUUCUGUCAAUCUGCUGAUGGCGAACUUGGAAAGCAUGCCAGUGUCCAAAGGCGGCUCGGAGUUCAAGUUACAGAAGCUAAAACGCAGCCACAACACCUCAAUCAUUGACCUGGGAGAAGAAAAUGAAAACCAGCUUUCAAAGUCCGAUGUUGUGCUGUCUUUCUCCUUGGAGGUCGUCAUAAUGGAAGUGCAGGGUCUAAAAUCCUUAGCUCCAAACCGCAUCGUUUAUUGCACUAUGGAAGUAGAAGGUGGAGAGAAACUGCAGACUGACCAAGCAGAAGCUUCGAAACCAACCUGGGGCACUCAAGGUGACUUUACCACAACGCACGCACUUCCCGCAGUGAAGGUGAAGCUGUUUACAGAGAGCACCGGAGUGCUGGCUUUAGAGGACAAAGAACUUGGGCGGGUGGUUCUUCACCCUACUCCGAAUAGCCCAAAACAAUCAGAGUGGCACAAAAUGACUGUUUCCAAAAACUGCUCAGAUCAAGAUCUAAAGAUCAAACUUGCAGUCCGAAUGGAUAAACCUCAAAACAUGAAGCAUUCUGGAUACUUAUGGGCCAUUGGUAAAAACGUUUGGAAGAGAUGGAAGAAAAGGUUCUUUGUGCUGGUCCAGGUUAGUCAAUAUACGUUUGCUAUGUGCAGUUACCGGGAGAAAAAAGCCGAACCUCAAGAACUACUGCAACUUGACGGAUACACAGUGGACUACACUGACCCACAGCCAGGUUUGGAGGGUGGCAGAACAUUUUUCAAUGCAGUGAAAGAAGGAGACACAGUGAUUUUCGCAAGUGAUGAUGAACAGGACCGUAUCCUGUGGGUUCAAGCCAUGUACCGGGCCACCGGCCAGUCCCACAAACCUGUGCCACCGACCCAAGUUCAAAAGCUUAAUGCUAAGGGAGGAAAUGUUCCCCAGCUAGAUGCCCCAAUCUCUCAAUUUUAUGCAGAUAGAGCUCAAAAGCAUGGCAUGGAUGAAUUUAUCUCUUCCAACCCCUGUAACUUUGACCACGCUUCACUCUUUGAGAUGGUUCAGCGCCUCACUUUGGACCACAGACUUAAUGAUUCGUAUUCUUGUCUGGGCUGGUUCAGUCCUGGCCAGGUAUUUGUGCUAGAUGAGUAUUGUGCACGUAAUGGAGUCAGAGGCUGUCACAGACAUCUCUGCUACCUCAAAGAUUUACUAGAACGAGCAGAAAACGGAGCUAUGAUUGACCCCACCUUGCUUCACUACAGCUUUGCCUUUUGUGCAUCACAUGUUCAUGGCAACAGUCAACAAAUGACAGAGUUACUUGGUGGGUCACAAGCAAAUGCAGACUGCGAGGGGGGCAAAAUGGUUAAUCCCUCUGCCACUGAAGUGGAGACAAAAAAGGAUUCCAAAAAGGAGUCCAAAAAAAGGAAAGAUUCCAAAUCGCAGCCGAAUCCAGAGCCUAAAAGGCCUGAUGGAAUAGGAACUGUAACUGUAGAAGAGAAAGAACGUUUUGAAGAAAUCAAGGAGCGGCUUCGCUUGCUUCUGGAGAAUCAGAUCACCCAUUUUAGGUAUUGCUUUCCAUUUGGCCGACCCGAAGGUGCGUUGAAAGCUACUCUAUCCCUACUGGAAAGGGUUCUGAUGAAAGACAUAGUUACUCCUGUCCCUCAAGAGGAGGUAAAAACAGUCAUCCGUAAAUGCUUGGAGCAAGCUGCUUUAGUCAACUAUACUAGACUAUCAGAGUAUGCCAAAAUUGAAGAGAAUCAAAAGGAUGCAGAAAAUGUAGGCCGGUUAGUCACUCCUGCCAAAAAGCUAGAAGAUACAAUACGUCUGGCAGAACUGGUAAUUGAAGUUCUACAGCAGAAUGAAGAACACCAUGCAGAGGGGAAAGAGGCCUUUGCGUGGUGGUCAGACUUAAUGGUUGAACAUGCAGAAACCUUCCUGUCAUUGUUUGCGGUGGAUAUGGACGCUGCGUUAGAGGUGCAACCCCCAGACACGUGGGACAGCUUUCCACUAUUUCAGCUGCUCAAUGAUUUCCUCCGUGCUGACUAUAAUUUGUGCAAUGGAAAAUUCCACAAACACCUUCAAGACCUGUUUGCUCCACUUGUUGUUAGAUAUGUCGAUCUGAUGGAGUCCUCAAUUGCACAAUCAAUUCACAGGGGCUUUGAGCGGGAAUCAUGGGAGCCAGUAAAGAGUUUAACAAGUAAUCUGCCCAAUGUGAAUCUACCAAAUGUGAAUCUCCCUAAAGUACCAAAUCUACCAGUUAACAUCCCACUAGGCAUCCCACAAAUGCCUAGCUUUUCUGCACCGUCAUGGAUGGCUGCUAUAUAUGAUUCUGACAAUGGAUCAGGAACCUCUGAAGAUCUGUUUUGGAAACUUGAUGCCCUGCAGACCUUCAUUCGGGAUUUACACUGGCCUGAGGAAGAAUUUGGAAAGCACCUAGAACAGCGUCUAAAACUUAUGGCAAGUGACAUGAUCGAGUCUUGUGUUAAGAGAACCAGGAUUGCAUUUGAAGUAAAGCUGCAAAAAACCAGUCGAUCAACAGAUUUCCGAGUCCCCCAGUCAAUAUGCACCAUGUUUAAUGUUAUGGUUGACGCCAAAGCUCAAUCAACAAAACUUUGCAGUAUGGAAAUGGGCCAAGAGCACCAGUACCAUUCAAAAAUAGAUGAACUAAUUGAAGAAACCGUCAAAGAAAUGAUAACACUCUUAGUGGCAAAGUUUGUCACCAUUCUGGAAGGAGUCCUGGCCAAACUGUCCAGAUACGAUGAAGGGACAUUGUUUUCUUCUUUUUUGUCAUUUACUGUGAAGGCGGCUUCCAAAUACGUCGAUGUACCUAAGCCGGGGAUGGAUGUUGCUGAUGCCUAUGUGACAUUUGUUCGCCACUCUCAGGAUGUCUUGCGUGAUAAGGUCAAUGAGGAGAUGUAUAUAGAAAGGUUAUUUGAUCAAUGGUACACCAGCUCAAUGAAUGUCAUUUGCACCUGGUUGACAGACCGCAUGGACCUGCAGCUUCACAUUUACCAACUGAAAACUCUUAUUAGGAUGGUAAAGAAAACCUAUAGAGAUUUCCGAUUGCAAGGAGUGCUGGACUCCACCCUAAACAGCAAAACCUAUGACACCGUGCGAAACCGGCUGACUGUAGAAGAAGCCACAGCGUCAGUUAGUGAAGGCGGAGGUCUUCAGGGAAUCACAAUGAAGGACAGUGAUGAAGAAGAUGAAGAGGAUGAUUAGAUAAUUCUGGUCUAGAGGCCCACGUGGUGGUGGCUUCUUUGCCAGUGCAUGUACCUAGUCUAUUGUUCAGUUAGCCACAUUAGGAAUUUUUCUGUCAGCUCUAAAUACCCAUGAGAAGUUUACCAAUACAAUUGCCAUUUAGCUGUGUGGUAAUAAGAUUAGCACCUCUGUUUGAUUCAUUGGUUUCCUAAUUUCAUAUCUCUAUGUUCAUAAGCAAUAUGGAGCACCAUUGUUUAAUACUGUUAAUGGAAAACUACAUAGAAUACAUGCUAGGUGUGUCCCUGUUAUAAUUAAAGUUUAAACAAUGCUUCAUUAAUGUACUGUAUAUACAUUGAUGGUAAAUUGUUGUGAAGAUGAGUGAAUCAAGUACUUUCAUUUCUUUGUUUCUCUUCUGUGGAUGCCAACUGCUUAAAAUUAAUAAAAACAGCUUUGUUUUUAAAAGAAAAGUGAGGCUGUUACAAAUGAGUUUUUUGUUCUCUGUUCUUUUUUUUUUAAAUCCAGCUGUUUGAAUCAUUCUGCAUCCCAGUUAAUAAACCAUGCGCUUCUCCUUAACGAUACAGUUAACUCCAUAGAGGGUAUGUACCAAUGGAUUAGUAAUUCUGAUUGCCACAACAGUAAAUCCUAGAAUAAUGGCUACAUUCAUGCCAUGGUACAGUCCAAGGCAGUUGUUUUAUGUUAACAUUUGCCCCUCUAAAUGUUACAUCUUGUUUGUUUCAAGUAUCUGUGUAUGUAAAAAGGCCACUUUACUUACAAUCUUAGAUUAUAAAGAAGUGUUUAUAAUAAUAUAGGAACAUUUAUUCCAGUAGACUGUUACCAUAACUUAAAUUCCUUUGUUUCACAAUGUUUUUUUUAUAUAUGUCAUGUACAUUGCAUUUUGACCAGUAACUGCAUGUCCCCGAUUUCCCCCUCCAGAAGCUGUGUAAAAUAGUGGAUCCAUUUUGCUUUGGCCUUUUACAAGCCGACAGUUGUAAAAGUGUG
This is a messenger RNA of Terrapene triunguis (Three-toed box turtle), 4888 nucleotides long. RefSeq names its product calcium dependent secretion activator (gene CADPS). Gene Ontology annotation, cellular component: glutamatergic synapse. Lineage: Eukaryota; Metazoa; Chordata; Testudines; Emydidae. Bases 68 to 3910 code for a protein of 1280 amino acids. The record is from RefSeq and is a predicted model, not a curated record. The transcript is spliced from 31 exons. Gene Ontology annotation, biological process: dense core granule exocytosis; synaptic vesicle exocytosis; positive regulation of exocytosis.